Molecule: messenger RNA, 877 nt
Organism: Lotus japonicus
Lineage: Eukaryota; Viridiplantae; Streptophyta; Magnoliopsida; Fabales; Fabaceae
Exons: 1
Coding region: 76-723 (215 amino acids)
Cellular component (GO): nucleus; cytoplasm
Molecular function (GO): nucleic acid binding; 3'-5' exonuclease activity
Source: RefSeq, a predicted model, not a curated record
GAGCUCUGCACAGUAGAGAGAGAAAGUUCUCUCUCUUACUUUCUCUCUCCUCCGUUCCUCUCGCCGAUUCAAGAAAUGGCCACAAUCCACCGCCACUACACCCAUCCCAACCACGAAGUCUACAUUGUCGACUUGAACAGAACCAGAAUAACCGUCACCGUAACCUCCUUCUCCUCCAUCGUCAAGAACUGGCUUAAGGCCAUGCUUCACUUCAACGGCCACCGCUACCGCCAACGCCGCCUCAUCGUCGGUCUCGGCAUCCAGUGGAAUCCAAACGCCCUUCAUCCAUUUCCGCCGGACACAUUGCAGCUCGCCGUCAACCACCGGUGCCUGAUCUUUCAUCUCACUCACGCCGACGGCGUGCCUUAUAUCCUUCACCAGAUCCUCCUCGACGAUGCAAUUCGCUUCGUCGGAUUCCAUAACCGCUAUGAUCCAGACAAGCUUCUGCACUCCCCGCUCCAAUUAAGGAUGAUCAGGUAUCCUACUGAUGUGGUAAAAUGCCUGCGAAUUCGGCACAACGAUCCGCGUAUAGAAAAUGCUUCUGUGCGGCGAGUUGUGAAGAAGUACCUUAGGAUUAAAGUGGAGCAGAGGGGAGAGGUGAAGGAUAGUGAUUGGAAUCGAUUAAAUCUUACCGAAGAACAAGUGAUUUUUGCGGUUGUUGACGCCUACUGUGCUUUCCUAAUCGCAAUCAAAAUCCCGAUCCGGCAGCUGGCACAGGUAUAAUCGAUUUCAUCAAUUUCUCUCUGCUUCCAAACUGCAUUUUAACUUGGAAUCUGGAUUGUAUUGACAGUGAUGUAUGUGUUUUGUUGCUUCGUUUCUUUCUAAUUUUUCUCUUGUUUUACAUGAAUGGUGACUGAUAAUCCAUAUUCUGUUGUUA